Molecule: messenger RNA, 3362 nt
Organism: Belonocnema kinseyi
Lineage: Eukaryota; Metazoa; Arthropoda; Insecta; Hymenoptera; Cynipidae
Gene: GckIII
Product: serine/threonine-protein kinase 26
Exons: 12
Coding region: 858-2519 (553 amino acids)
Biological process (GO): protein phosphorylation
Molecular function (GO): ATP binding; protein kinase activity
Source: RefSeq, a predicted model, not a curated record
CGUUUUAACGUGGAGUGUGCGUUUAAGUUUCUGGUGCUGUCGAUCCAAUAUCUCGGCGCUGCACUCGCGAUCUGUAAAAAUCAGCUAUUGUUCAACUGAGCUCCACGGGAACAUUAGGAUGAUGUGAUUUGUCUUCAAGGACAAAACGUUGAACAAGGAUCUGCUGCAAGGAGGAAGGAAAGUAAAGAAGAUGGCAUUCGACGAAGUGAGCCCACAGCUUGGACCUAGCACUUUAGCAGACAUUCGAAUUUUCGACUCUUAAAACACAUCGGUCGGUCAUAUAAUAUCGAACUAUCUGUCAGGUUGCAUAUGGGGUCAAGGUGCUCUUCUCAUACUCUCGUGACGUAGAGCUUCUAGCAGACAGGUUUAUCCGCGUUUUCUCGUGAGUGUUGGUACUUCCAAUCUAUCAGCAUUACCCUUGUCGCUCGUGAUCGGACGAAAUCAGCUGAUACUGCUCAACCGGACAAGGAUAAGGAGGUGCCGGAAGGAGAAGGCAUAGCAAAAAUGGCCUUCAACGAGGUCUGUCACGAUAUAUCGUAAUGAAAAUAUUUAACGAGACGUUGGAUUUGUAAAGAAUUGACCAGCAUUAUUUUUUGGACUAGUCAUUAGGGUGCCUUCCAUCCCUCACGAGACGUUGGAAAAGGAAAAAAAGUUGGGUUAGAUUGCCGUCCAUUUUUCCAGCCAAAAAACAGAAGGUAGACCCCGAGCUGAUAUUUACCAAACAAGAACGAAUUGGAAAAGGAAGUUUUGGCGAGGUCUUCAAAGGCAUCGACAAUAGGACUCAACAAGUUGUUGCCAUCAAAAUUAUCGACCUUGAGGAAGCAGAAGAUGAAAUCGAAGACAUUCAACAAGAAAUUAUGGUUCUCUCACAAUGCGAUAGUCCCUAUGUUACCAAGUACUACGGCUCUUAUCUCAAGGGAACAAAACUAUGGAUCAUCAUGGAGUAUUUGGGUGGAGGUUCUGCCCUGGACUUGAUGAAGGCAGGUAGCUUCGAGGAAAUGCAUAUUGCAGUAAUUUUAAGAGAGGUUCUUAAGGGCUUGGACUACCUUCACAGUGAACGCAAGCUGCACCGUGAUAUCAAAGCGGCAAACGUUCUGCUGAGUGAGAUGGGUGAUGUAAAGUUGGCGGACUUCGGAGUUGCUGGACAGCUGACGAAUACAACCAGCAAAAGAAACACUUUCGUUGGUACGCCAUUUUGGAUGGCGCCCGAAGUUAUCAAGCAAUCAGCAUAUGAUUCUAAGGCCGAUAUUUGGUCUUUGGGUAUUACAGCUAUCGAAUUAGCAAAGGGAGAACCUCCUAACAGUGAACUCCAUCCAAUGAGAGUUCUUUUCCUCAUACCGAAAAAUAACCCACCCCAGCUAAUCGGAAAUUAUACGAAACAGUUUAAAGAAUUCGUCGAGGCUUGUCUUAACAAAGAUCCCGAAAACAGACCAACGGCAAAAGAGUUACUAAAGUUCCAGUUCAUCAGAAAAGCGAAGAAGAAUUCGUACUUGAUCGACCUGAUAGAUAGGUACAAAAAAUGGAAGUCUCAGCGCAGUGAGGAGUCGGAGACGGAGAGUGAGAAUUCAGACUCGGAGGAAUCAAAACAAGACAGUGACAUGGAUGAGCCUUGGAUCAUGACAGUCAAAGGACCUCAGAAUGUAAAAGGUCUGGCAGUGCCUAUGUUACCAUUAGAUGAACAACUGACUUCUUUAACUUUGACUCAUGCGUCAAAUUAUAAAUCUUCAAACCAUAGUAUGCAAGGUAAACCUCAUGCAAAUGGAGCAUCCAUAUCGCCCCCGAAAGAAUCUACAUUGAAUCAUAAGAAGAGAGAAUCUAGAGAUGCACAUCGUGAUGGCCAAAGUAAACACAUACCGACAAGACCGAAUGAAGCUGCACACCUUCCCCCUGUGGACUCAAGCUCGAGAUUCCCGUGGAUUGACUCGUGGGAGAAUCGAGAUUUUAGAGAUUCGACAUUGGGCGAAGUAAAAGACGUCGGAGAGAUCCGUGGGAGCAGAGAAAGGGAACGAGAACGAGAUGGAGGAAGAGACAGAGAACGAAAAAGAGGAGAUCGCGAGAGAGAAAGUAGUACGCACGAAAAGAAAAGUAGCAAACCAGAAGUGUUUGAUAUACCGCUGUCCGACCAUAGGUCUGGAGAAGAAAAAUCUAGUAAGCCAGAAGUGCCUGUGGUGCCGCUGAGCGACCACAGGUCCGGAGAGGAGAAACAAAGGCCAAAAAGUUCUCAAGAAUUUAAGCAUCUUCGAAGUACUGUUCUGACUGGUGUAAUUCUACCGCUACUUUCUGAGUUACAGAGAAAGCACCAGUAUUCAUCGAGAGAUAAUGACCAGAGUAGUAAUUCCGCAGGUAGAAACAGUAGUGCAAUCGAUGAACUUAAAGGAGCUUUUGAAGUGGCGGAACGUACAUCACCAGGAAUGAGCGAAGCUCUUGUCCGUGAACUUCUCAAAUCUUUACUUCCCAGCAAUCAUUCCGACAGCCGCUUAUCUAUGCUCAUGGAGAAAGCCAUCUUAAGGGACACGUAGGGACACGAGAGAGUGAGAGUUCGCAGAAGAGUGUGUUGUCCACAAACAUCUUUACGUUAUAAAUGCUGGAUUUUAAAAGUAAACACUCUCGAUCGACAUUUUUAGGUGAAUGUUAUUGAUACUUGGCUUGUUCAGCUCCACAAAGAAAAAGUGACCCAGCGCGCAUUGAACUUGUCAUUUGUGCUUUUUUAUUUCGAUUUCACUAGUUUCACUUGAAAACAGUAUAUAUCUUGACAAUAAGAAAAACUUGCAAAAAUAUCAAAACUUUAAAGAAGCAAAGUGUUGUAUGAUAUUUCUGUCAGAUAUUGUUAGAUAUUCCUGCAGAAAUCUUCAAUUUUUAAUUUCAGGAGUUGCAGCUGUAGCUUUUCCUUUCUAAAAAAUCUUGCCUUCACAUAGUACCAUCCGGAAUCUACGUGAAUAUGAAUGAUAUAUCUUGACAAGAAUAAACCAUAUACGAACAUAAAACGUAAGAAAUGAUCACACAUAAAUGAUUCAUAACUAGUUUACUUAAGAGAAUUAUUGUCGAAAGGAUUCGAAUUAAAAAUACUUAAAUAUACGUUUUUUUGAACCAGUAUCUUGUUUCUGAAGAAUUAUUUUUAAGCUUUGAAGUACUUCAAUCAAUAUUUUUAACACAGAAGUUAAUAGAUCUUCUGCGUUAGAAUGUGAUACAAAAAUUAGGGAUAUAUAAAUUGAUAUCCAAUGUCUUUCUCGGCGAUUCACGUAGUUUUAUUCUGCAGGUAGUGAAGCAGACCGUUAUCUAUUUGGAAGACAAGUAGAUGUCAUUUUGUUAAUUUGUAUUAAGAAGUGCACAUUCCGGAUUAUAAGAGAGAUUCACAAAAAAAA